Messenger RNA from Paramecium sonneborni, 729 nucleotides. The record is from the annotation of a GenBank genome assembly. Lineage: Eukaryota; Ciliophora; Oligohymenophorea; Peniculida; Parameciidae.
AUGUUCAAUUAUAGAAGGUUGGACAUGGAAUUCUAUUAGAAUGUUUAUUAGAUUAAUUAUAAAUUGAAUCUACAUAUUUAACAAACUCUUAGAUUCCUCCUUGUUGAGAAGUUUAGGAAGAUGCAGAUAAAGUUAACAAAAUAUUAAAAAAUCUUAAAGGUUAAUCAAAUGAAUAUAUUAAGAGCAUACUUUGCAUAAUUACAUGAUCAACAAUCCAUAAUAGAAAGAGAACAUAAAAUAUUUGAUAAUUUAUGUUAUCCAGGGAUUGAUAGAUAAGGAUUGCAAGAAAUUCCAGAAAAAUCAGAGAAAUUAAGAAAAGCUAACAAAUCUAAAUUAUAUCCAUUUGUAAAUGUAGAUGUUAAUGAAUUUGAAAGGAGAUAAUUGUUAUUGUAAUUUGAAGAAUUGUUCAAAGAAAAAGAAUGGCAUUUUGGUGAUAUAAUAUAUAUGGAGAGACAUAAUAGAAAUACAUUAAGAUAGAAAUUCUAUAAAGCUUUAUNACAUUACAUGUUAAAGAGAGAAUAAGUAAUUGGGGUGCGUUUGAUAAUAAUUAAAUCGAAUAAUCUGAAGAAUUACAAGAUGAUUUUGAAAAGUAAAUUGAAGAAUUUGUUCCAUCUCCUCCUAUUAAACGAUAAUAUUCUGAAGAAUCACUUAAUUAUAUUGAAAAUGAAAGAAAUUUUACUGAUCAUUUCAAAUCAAUAAGAGGAUCAUCACUUCCUACUGAUCCAUUGA